AAGAAGAAGGACACAGGGAGCCCAGUUACCACAGGUAGCCCAACCAAUGGUUCUCUUGGUUGCUUGGUCGUUUGUAUUAUUGAUCCCCUGUUGCUUGGUUGGUUAGCUGUAAUAAUAUUACCUCAAAGCAGGCAAGAGCUCACAAUGAACGUCUCAACAGCUUCAUCGAAAAAUGAGACCGAAAUCAUGACCCAAGUUUUAAACCUUACAGAAACAGCAGCUUCGUCUUUCGUUGUUCAAUACAACCUGGAAACCUCUUUCCUCGUUAUCACAAUUCUGAAUUCAAUUCUAGUCUUUCCAGCGUUAAUUGGAAAUUUCUGUAUCGUUUUUGCGAUAAAAAGAACUCCUGUUCUACAAACUCCGUCGAAUUUUCUUCUUUGCAGUCUUGCAGUUUCAGAUAUUUGUGUUGGGUUGUUUGCAUUGCCUCUACGUAUCUCAAGAACUGCUACUAUACUUUUAAAACUUGAUGAACUAGAGUCUAAGAUCCAUCCUUUUACUUUAUUCGCUUCAAUUUACUUAUCUGGCGUGUCUGUUUUUACGAUUACCGCUAUAAGCGUGGACCGCUUCCUAAGCUUGUGCUUACAUCUAAGAUACGCUGAACUUGUGACAUCGAAAAGAAUUUCGCUCGUGAUUAUAAAGAUCUGGAUUUCUGUUGUCCCGUUUACGCUGACUUAUCAUUGGAACCACGAGCUUUUUCAGUCGAUAUCGGCUAUAGCGACAACCAUUUUGCUAAUCAUUGUAGUAAUUUGCUACCUGUGCAUAUACAGAAUUGUGCGCCGACAUCAAAGGCAAAUACAAAGUCUAUGCAACAUUCAGCCAACAGUUGAUUUAAAACGAAUAGAAAAUGAAGUUGAAAAAGAUAAUUCAGGCCAAAUAACACUUCAAAAACAAGAAAUAUUAUCUCCUUCAAGGACAUUAGCAGAACUAUCUUGCGACAAAGACGCAAGGACAAAUGCAAGUAGAAGCAAGCAGGCUAUAUCAAGAGAAUCUCGAGACGAAUCUAAAGGCGAAAAUGAGCAACCGGUGAAAAAUAUGCCACCUCAAUUAAACUUAUCGAGCUUGAAAAAGACUAUUCUAAGCUCUUUUUACAUCUCUAUUCUUUUCUUUGUGUGCUCGUUUCCUUAUUUAGUUUCAAAAGUUUGUUUAGCAGCUUUCGGAAGAAAAAAAUGGACCAUAGAAAACAACGAAAUAGCCAUUACAAUAAUCUUCGCAAGUUCUGCUUUAAAUCCAUUUAUCUACUGCACAAAAAUGCGAAGUUUGAGAGUAGCUGUUUAUAAAAUAUACCUGGAUUUUAUCAAGUAGGAUCGAACGAAAUGAAAACUAUGCUUCUUCUUGCCAUGUUUUGCCUUAAAUUCGAAGGAGUGUUCAGCUGCUUUCCGGAAGAAUGAGAAAGUGCACUAUAUAAAAUCUAA
This is a messenger RNA of Actinia tenebrosa (Australian red waratah sea anemone), 1412 nucleotides long. RefSeq lists its product as uncharacterized. The record is from RefSeq and is a predicted model, not a curated record. Gene Ontology annotation, molecular function: G protein-coupled receptor activity. Gene Ontology annotation, cellular component: membrane. Gene Ontology annotation, biological process: G protein-coupled receptor signaling pathway. Lineage: Eukaryota; Metazoa; Cnidaria; Anthozoa; Actiniaria; Actiniidae.